CUAACUUUCAAGCCUCCCUGACCCUUGGUAUAUUAAACAGAAAGACUUUCUAUGAUAUGGUGUAAUUUUAAAUUUGUAUGGCUCUUUUUCAUGGAAGGGUCGUGGUCAAGAAUAAUUCAACGUUCUUUGUCAGGGUCAUCACUGACGUCUGCCUUUUACGUUUCACUACACUAGCAUCACUAGCACUGACACUAGGCAGUCUUUAGGGGCCAUUUCACACAGAAACACUAAAGUUUUGAGUACAACACGAGAUGAUACAUCGCAGGCAAUGGUUGAGCGCAAACAAAAGAAGAGGAGACACUGCGGGUGUGUGGGGGGUAACUCGUUACGCUGCCGGAGAAGCUCGUAAGCUAGCCACCAUCUGCUUACUACGAAUACCUGUAGUCGAAAUCGCAAAUCAUAAACCCGCAAAUAGCAAGGGUUUACUGUAUAUAGUAUUCUUGAAGCAAGAAAGUAGUGUUCUUUGAAAUGAUAAUUGCCUAAGUUACUAGUUAAGCUACAACCAAAUCCCAGGGUAGCAGUUGCUGGAAAUGUCCGGAUGUAUGGGAUAAUUGCUGUAAGCAUUUGUUUAAAACAUCAGAUCAAGCAGCAAAAAUUGACUCGAGUGAAUGUGGUGGUUUGAAGUCCAUUGAUUAUAAUUAUUGGAAAGAACUUUGGUAAAAAAAAAGAAAUAAAAAUAAAUCCGUGCCAUUAUUUUCAAAUUUCUUAGUACAGGUGUACCCUGAAAUUCGAUGUCCCAAUACUGUAUAAUAAUGUCUAUCAGACCAAAACGUUCAGCCCAGAAGAACAAAACACACAUAACAGUAAUUAGUGGAGCAGGUAUACAACCCACUUAAGUUGACCUACCUUACAGUAAUUAAAUAAGAUUUAAGUCCUGACCCAACAAGGGUUAUGAAGGGGCAAUGAGAGAACAGGCGACAUGACCCUGUUAAUCCAAGAAACACUGCCCCCCAGCCAGUACACCAACACCUGACUAAACACACCUGGCCAGACUCACCCAGGUCAGUAAUAUUUAGGAGGCAUUACUGGCUGGCCAACCACAAUAAGCACACCACACCCUGUGACCCCAAGCACCACUCACCUGACCAAACACACCCAGAUUAGUAAUAAUUAGGAGAUAACACCGGCCAGCCUACAACAAUAAGCACACGACAACAGUGACCUGACCUCCAAUAAAAAGGGGAGCCAGACGAAUCACACUCAGUCACAAGUCCCGAGGUAGGGAGAAGGACCUCCCUCCCUAGCGCUGAAUCCCCAGCUGGCUGAGUCUCCCACAGGAGACAGAGUCCGGUGCCCACCAGGACCACUUGCCCCAGCAGUACCAGACCCUGCAGUCAAGAGUCCCCAGCUGCUGGGCCUCCCAUGGGUCACAUGUGAAUCAUUGUCAGAGUAUGCAAUAGGGCGAGUUACUUUUAGUGAGAAGUGUAUCCAUGUCAUUCAAUUAACUAAUAAAUAGCUGUAGAUAGAAUUGGUGUUCAUAUAUCUGCAGUAUAUGAUAUAAAGAAACAGAGAGAACAGAUUCUUAAGUUCUAUGCCAACAGUUAUAUUCCCAAGAUAAUGGACAAGCGAAAAACUUUACACAAAGCAAAGAAUAUUGACAUGGACAGGGUGUUCUUAUAGUGGAUUAGGCAAAGGUGGUGUGAAAAGUUUCCACUUGAGCAUUCAAUUGUUAUGGCCAAAGCUAAAGAAUUCCACAAAGAAUUAACAGCUGAUGGCUCGAUGUGAAUAUUCAUCUGGGUGGUUUAAUAGAAUUAAACAAUGGCAUGGCAUUUGUAAACUGAAGGUUUAUGGUGAAAAGGAUAUUUUGAUAAAUGGCUGGCAUAACCUGUGACCAUUAUACCCCAUUUUUUGCUGAAGAUGAUGUUGACCCCGAUUUCUGUGGUUUUCGUGUGUCAAGAGAGGCAGCACUAGUAAAGGAUUUAGUGGAAUAUGUACAGAGCUUAACAAGUGAAGAAGCUAAGUCAGUAGAUGAUAAUAUUGUUCAGAAAUGUCUAAACAUUAAAGAAAAUGCCCCAGUUGUGCUUCAACUCAAUGAUACAGAAAUUAUGGAAAUGGUAAUGAAUGAGGAUAAGAAAAAGUCACAUGAAAGUGAUGAUGAUGACAGUGCACCGAGAGUGUCUACUGAUCAGUGUAUUAGCUCGACUGAGGAACUGGUUCGUAGAAUGGAGCAAAAAAGGCUCACUAGUGAGCACUGAGCUGCAUAUAAUGUGGAUAUACAAAAUUCAGGGAGUUUUCAUUCACAGAAAGUCAAAACAACUGAAACUGCAGGAUAUGUUUGCAAAGAUUAAAAAGAAAAUUGUCCAUGAAGUUCAGCCUUCUACCUGCACCCCAAAUGUUAAUUGUUUUCAGAUGAGAAUUAAUGCAUGAAUUACCAACAUUCAAGCUUGCUUUGGAAGUGGAAUAAUGGACAAUAAAUUGGAUGGAGUUUGCCAACUUAGAUGAUGACCUGUUUGCGGAGGAGCGUCAGCGUGGCACUAUAGCUGAGGAGUAUAGUGCUCGGGUGUGUGACCCCUGCUGGUUUAUGCAGGUUCACCCUGAUGAACUUGUCUCUCCUGAAGAGGAAUUAGGUGCCCAGAAAUUUGUUGCAGAUUACCUAUUUUUUAAAAAAGAAUACAAUGCUGCAGUUGCAAAGUAUGAAGAAAUUUUGAAUAUAUUACCUCCAAACCAUACUAGUAGUAGAAGGGAAUGUUUGGAAGGUCUAUCCAGGUCUCAUGUUAAGAAAGGUACACUCUCUGAAGCUCUUAAUUUUGCAAAGGAGUUACAUUCAACUUCCAAAAACUGUGAUCAGACAACAGUGAGCUGUUCAGUCCUGGUAGAUGUAAAUUUGGCUGCAGGAAGGUACAGUGAGGCACUAACUGCAGCUCAGACACUAGUCACCCUUCAACCACAAAGUAGUCAUCUGUGGAUAAAACUUGGAUAUAUUUAUGCUUGUACGUAUGGGAUCUUGCUACCUAAUGUUGCUAAACUUUUGGGGGUACAUUUUAAAGUUGAAGCAAGUCCACAUUCUUCUCAGGGUUUCACAUCAAGAAAUAAAACAGAUAAUGACAUAAAAACAAAUGUUAAUAUUAACCAUAGUUCACUAACAAAAACUGGUGAAGAUCCUGGAUAUGAGAGUGUCAAAUUUCCUGGGAAAGAAAAAGGUUUACAGUUUGUUGUUGCAUGUCUGCAACGAGGUUAUGUAAUUUUGAGAAAAACAGAAAGUACUGCAGUGGACUUUGAAUUAGACCAUAGUCAAAUGUAUCAGAGUAAGUUACUGUCUGAUAUGGAGUUUCUUCUUGAUGAGGAAUCAUUAAGCCAGAUAAAAAUGCACCUAUGUCAAUAUGAUGAGACAAAAUCAAAUCAGUGUUUGCCAGUGCAGGAGGACAAGGUGGAAUUUGUGGAUAGAGGGAGUUCAAAAUUCAAGCCUGAUGAGAGUGAUAGUGAAGUUAAGUUGAUACCUCAGAGCAGCUUUGAAGAACAGUGGUUUAAAUGGGUGAUAUAAUUAUAUGUUUAAAUAGAUGAAGUUAUGUAAUUAUUGCAUAUUAGUUUGAAUCUUAGAAUUAUUACACCUCAAUGGGAUUAUGUGAAGGAAAAAAGAUGGGUAAAUUCACUAUCAUAUGUUUGAACACAUUGUAAGUGUAUACAGUACUUGUAUUGUUACAUUUAUAUUAUAAUCUGAACCUUUUAAAGAUAAUUGUAAUUGUUUUAUUAUUCUAAUAUAAACAUGAUGACAUUUUUUUUAAUGUCUUUAACUUUACUCAGAAUGCAUGGAGUUGCUGAAUAAUUUCAGAAAAAUUGGUGUCCUUAAAAGUACAUGUACAGUAUUUGGAAAAAAUUUGAAGUACAGUACAAUACAGUACACUAUGUUAUUUUUAAUAUACAGUAUAUAGAUUUGAAAAUAUACUAAUGUGAAGAGGAAAAUGUUUCAGCAGUUUACAAUAUAUUGCUGUAUGCAGUAUAAAAUACUGUAAUUUAUCAGAGAUGAACAUUUUCCGGUGUGAGUGAGACGAUGCUAACUGAAUAUUCAUGUUUACGGUGUUGACUAAAUAUUCCACAGGUACAGUAGCUACUGAGACAAUUAGACUGUCAGCUAAAACUGAAAAAAAUUGCCAAAAAGGGUAUCAAAGCUGAGGCAUGGUGAGUGGGAAGCUCAUGUGAGAUAUUAUAACUUAAAUUUUUUUGGGGGGUAUUGAGAGAGGUGUAAAUAAUGGUCUGUACUCUGAUUAUUUAUUAAAAAGUUAUCCAUCCAACUAGGAGUAGGUAAACCUUUAGUAGUGGUGGAUUUAGUGUUGUUUUUACACAAUUUUAUGUGCCAUAUUUGUGCUAAACUGGUUAAUGUUUGUAUCAAGUUAGGGAAGAAUGUAGCAUACAAACUUUUGAUAAUCCAGAUCCCAAAAGUCUGUUGGUACACUGAUCUUAUACAAUAUUUAAAAGGCCUCUUGAGUAAAGUAUAAAACUGUUAAUGAAAUAAGAAUGUUUAUUUUUAUGUUUUCAUAUACAGGUACAGUACAGUACUGAAUAAUGUACUCUUGAAUAUUUUGUUAUAUUCACAAUGGGUCUAGAAUAAAUGUUUAUAAUAGAU
This is a messenger RNA of Homarus americanus (American lobster), 4561 nucleotides long. RefSeq lists its product as uncharacterized. Lineage: Eukaryota; Metazoa; Arthropoda; Malacostraca; Decapoda; Nephropidae. The record is from RefSeq and is a predicted model, not a curated record. Gene Ontology annotation, molecular function: protein binding. The coding region runs from base 2420 to 3481 and encodes 353 amino acids. The transcript has 2 exons.